AUGACGGCCCGCAAAGUCAUCCUUAUCACCGGUGGAAAUGGUGGAAUCGGAUAUGAAACAGUCAAGGCCUUCAUCGAGUCAACUAAGCCUUACCAUAUUCUCAUGGGUAGUCGAUCGCUCGAAAAUGCAAGCCAAGCUAUUAAAAAGCUGCACGAGGAAUGUCCCGGUGCCACCAACCCUGUCGAACCACUUCAGGUAGAUCUGACUAGUGACGAGUCCAUUGAAGCCGCAUAUGAGAAAGUGAAAUCGGGACCAGGUUAUAUUGAUGCGCUUAUCAAUAAUGCUGGUGCCACAUUCGAUAUCGCAUACCUCGCUGGCAAAGUCUCUCUUCGAGACUGCUUUACCAAAUCUUAUGACGUGAAUGUUGCCGGUACAAAUGUUAUGACAGCGACAUUUAUGCCACUACUCCUCAAGUCAUCUGAUCCACGUCUGAUCUUUGUCGCUGGAUUGUCACAGAUCAACAAGGCUGCGGAAUCAUAUUUUCCUACGCCGCCCCAGCCAGCUGGAUGGCCAAAGAAGCUGGAUUUUGAAGUCAUUGGGUACCGAUGCAGCAAGAUCGCGCUGAAUAUGCUUAUGCUGGACUGGAAUCAUAAGUUGAAGGCCGAUGGUGUGAAAGUGUGGAGUGUUGGGCCUGGAUUUUUGGCGACGAAUUUAGGAGGUGUACCUGAAAUGGCGAUCGAGAUGGGAGCCGAGCACCCAAGUAUUGGAGGUCGCCUGCUUAGGAGUGUUGUUGAGGGCGAGAGAGAUGAAUCAGUUGGAAAGAUUGUGAUACAAGAGGGAGUUAUGCCAUGGUGA
This is a messenger RNA of Penicillium malachiteum, 795 nucleotides long. RefSeq lists its product as uncharacterized. The coding region runs from base 1 to 795 and encodes 264 amino acids. The transcript has 2 exons. NCBI's taxonomy places the organism in Eukaryota, Fungi, Ascomycota, Eurotiomycetes, Eurotiales, Aspergillaceae. The record is from RefSeq and is a predicted model, not a curated record.